AUUGGUUGAUUUUCAUGACCGGCGUAUUGGACACCUGAAAGGAAUGUGGCUUUAUAACUUCUUCAUCUGCAUGGCAUCAGGUACACUUGAAAGCUUCGAUGCCUACUCCGAACUGUCUUCUGUGCCUUUGCUGCACGUGGCCAUGGUAAGCACAGCUCGAAGGAGGCGUACUGUUCUAUGUCCUCUCCAACGAGAAUGCUAUAUAGUCUGUCUCGUCAAUGUACCGUAAGCCUCACGGACACCCAUGGAUGCUUAUUAUUCUCGCACACAGCCUACGAGGGCCGCAGAAUAUAACUUAUGCUGCAACCAUGCCUACAUCCCGCAAGCACUGCAUUCGGUGCCAUAAAGAUUUCUCAGUCAAUUACCCCUCGGCUUGCGUCGUACCCCACGUGUUUGACUCCCGCUGUGAUCCACUUCGUCUUUACAGUGGAGAAUUCCAAUGGAUGUCGGAGUGUUGCGGAGGUUAUGGUACUGUGACGGAGGAAGAACCUGGGAGUGGUACCUUCCGCAUGAUGGAACUCACUGCCUGUUAUCGUGGUCCCCACACGGUGCACACGGAUGUUGUUCGACUCCAAUACAAUGGUGUGAGCAUCCUCAGAUGCAAACACAACGGAUCAGGGAAAUGCAUCCGAAACCACUUGACGCAGAGAAACAGACCUGUUUUUGAGAAGGAGGUGGCGUAUUUCGACGGUGAUGAACAAGACCGUCACCAUGAUGGAUAGAGGCAGAUUGUGUACCAUUUGGC
Messenger RNA from Suillus subalutaceus, 745 nucleotides. RefSeq lists its product as uncharacterized. Lineage: Eukaryota; Fungi; Basidiomycota; Agaricomycetes; Boletales; Suillaceae. The coding region runs from base 219 to 722 and encodes 167 amino acids. The record is from RefSeq and is a predicted model, not a curated record. The transcript is spliced from 2 exons.